UCACUCCCUGCAACAUAUGCUAUUCUCUCCUUUCUAAAGUUGAUCAGUUUCACAGCCCUGUUAACAUGGGAAUGCUCUCAUUUCUGUUGGUGUUCUGCUGCUUCCAUGUCACCUUCUCCUUUACGGACGGAUCAAUAGCAAAUGCGGAGUUUGAGUUUGGGCCAAAGCCACAAGACAUGAAAGGCACGGUGGUAACUGGUGGUCCCCACGCUAUACCUGGGUGGGAGAUCUCUGGCUUCAUUGAGUACUUAAAAUCAGGCCAAAAACAGGGUGACAUGUUGCUUGUGGUGCCAAAUGGAGCUUAUGCUGUAAGGCUUGGCAACGGGGCCUCUAUUAAACAGAAGAUAAAAGUGGUAAAGGGAAUGUACUAUUCUAUCACGUUUAUGGUGGCACGCACGUGUGCACAAGAGGAAAAACUCAACGUGUCUGUGGCUCCAGACUGGGUGGUGCUCCCAAUGCAAACGUUGUACAGUGGAAAUGGUUGGGAUGCUUAUGCAUGGUCCUUCCAAGCAGAUUAUUCUCUAGUAGACAUGGCUUUUCAUCACCCAGGAAAGGAGGAGGAUCCUGCUUGUGGACCAAUCAUUGAUUCUAUUGCUCUCAAAGCUCUGUACCCUCCUAGACCAACUAACAAGAACGUGCUGAAGAAUGGUGGGUUUGAAGAAGGACCAUAUGUGUUUCCUAACACAACAUCAGGUGUGCUUAUCCCACCCAACAUUGUAGACCUCAGCGACCACUCUCCCCUACCGGGGUGGAUAGUGGAGUCCUUAAAAGCUGUUAAAUACAUAGACUCAGACCAUUUCUCAGUUCCUCUAGGGAAAGGAGCCGUGGAGCUAAUAGGAGGAAAAGAAAGUGCCAUUGCACAAGUAGCCAGAACCAUUCCUGGCAAAACAUACACCCUUUCCUUUGCUGUGGGAGACGCUGGCAAUUCAUGUGAAGGGUCACUGAGUGUUGAAGCAUAUGUAGGCAAAGAAAGUGUAAAGGUGCCUUAUGAGUCCAAAGGCAAAGGUGGGUUUAAACGUGCAACUCUAAAGUUUGUGGCUGUUAGUACAAGAACACGCAUUUUGUUCCUUAGCACCUUCUACACUAUGAGAAGCGACGACUUUGCCUCCCUGUGUGGGCCUGUGAUUGAUGAUGUCACCUUGAUCAGUCUUCGCAAACCAUAGGGGAUACCAUCAAAUUUGAGAAUUUCGUAAACCAAUGCAAUGAAUCAAAUGUAGAACAAUACAUGGCUUUUUAUAUAUGUCGUCUGAGGUGUUGUAUUAUUUUUGCCUUUUCUUGUUUUUAGCAUAGAUCAAACAAUAAUUAAAUUUACUAUACUUUGUCAAAUAAUACUUUUACUUGAA
Molecule: messenger RNA, 1343 nt
Organism: Glycine soja
Lineage: Eukaryota; Viridiplantae; Streptophyta; Magnoliopsida; Fabales; Fabaceae
Exons: 3
Coding region: 66-1163 (365 amino acids)
Cellular component (GO): plant-type cell wall
Source: RefSeq, a predicted model, not a curated record